Molecule: messenger RNA, 432 nt
Organism: Condylostylus longicornis
Lineage: Eukaryota; Metazoa; Arthropoda; Insecta; Diptera; Dolichopodidae
Exons: 1
Coding region: 1-432 (143 amino acids)
Source: RefSeq, a predicted model, not a curated record
AUGAGGCCUUUUAGUGAGAUCCUGAAGGACCAUCUUGUUGUCGCUGUGGUUGAACAGGCGCAAGAAGAUGGCAGGAUCUCUGCUGAGAAUUGGAGGAAAGUUGAAAGCCGACUAAUGGCGGGCUUUCCUCAAAUCAUGAACGAUAAUCCAGGCCCAUAUCCCUUGUGCAGAGACCAAGGAUGGCACCAGGGAUUUGUCAAACUUGUGGCCUGUGCUGACGGCAGGUCUCUCGACCUGUAUAAAAAGGCGAUAGCAGGAGUAGGGGAAGUUUGGCCCGGUGCUAGGCUUGCGGUCGUUGCGAAAGACCAAAUCCCAAGCAAACCGCGGUCUCGAGCUUGGAUUCCAGCUGAGCCGUCGAGCACUGAUACCAUCUUGGAGAUGAUCAAAUUGGGCAAUCCCAACUUACCGGCAGGCCCUCAUAAUAAUAAAUAG